This is a messenger RNA of Ordospora colligata OC4, 1338 nucleotides long. RefSeq lists its product as uncharacterized. The transcript has a single exon. Bases 1 to 1338 code for a protein of 445 amino acids. The record is from RefSeq and is a predicted model, not a curated record. Lineage: Eukaryota; Fungi; Microsporidia; Ordosporidae.
AUGGAUCAGUAUUUUCGGAUAUCUGAUAGGACAAGGACGCUUGAGCACCAGUACAUGGGCAUUCUUGCAAGGAAGCUGAAGAUGGAGGUUUUGCUGGUUGAGGAGGAUUAUGAGGAGUUGGGCAGGAGAUAUGCAGAGCUGGAGGAAGCAAGCAGCUGUAUGGAAGAAAAGUACAUGGAAGAUAUGAGAAAGCAGAAUGAGGAGAUGGGGCAACUCUAUCAUGAAAGAGAUAUGAUGAGGAUGAGGAUUGAAGAGAUCGACGAAAGAAAUAGAUGUUUGAUGGAAGAGUUAAAAGAUGCAUUGGAGAAGAAGCGAGCUGAAGAGCUGAGGAUGAUGGCGGAGAUAAGUAAGAUGAAUGAGGUUAUGAGGACAGUAGAGACGAAGAUCAAUGAUGAGGAGAGUAAUGAGAAUGUGAGCAAUGAAGUGUGGACGAGUGGUAUGAAGAGAAUGGAUGAGAUAUAUGAAGUGGUUAAAGCAGCAGAGGGCAAGUUUUGUGAGAUACUUAGUAAAAUGCAAUCUGAAUGUGAAAUGUAUAAGAGUAGCAUUGAAAAGAUGAAUACUGAGAUGAGUGAGAUGAGAGUUAGGCAAUCAGCAGGGAUGAAAGAAAAUGAGGCAAUGAAAGAAAGCAAAAUGCUAAUUGAAGAGGAGCUGAAGCGAGUGAAAUGCGAGAAUGAGGAGUUGAAUGACAAGAAUAUGAAGCUUAAGGAAGAUAGUGAUGCGCUUUGUCGUGCAAGGAGGUCGCUUGAGGAGAAAGAUGAGAUAAUAUGUGCACUGAAGGAAAAUAUGAAGCAGAAGUCAGAAGUGAUAGAGAUGCAAAAGAAGAUAAUUGAAGGAGGAUUACAGAAGUCUGUGGUAUCUAGAGAUGUUGUUUAUAAUGUAUUUGAUGAUGUUAUUGAGGCUGAGGAAAGUGGGAAUGAUCUUAUGCUAGACGAGGGAUGUGCUAGUAUAAAUGAACCGUACAAGGAGGUUCAAGCGGAAGAAGGAGUAUAUGGGAUGAAUGCACAUGUAUCGAAUGUAAAUAAGGGUGUGAAAGUACUUGGUAAUAAACAGCCAGCAAAAAGAUCUGUAAAUCUAGGUGUCACAAAAAGAGUCGGAAUGUACAAGAGCAAGGACAUGCCGAAAGCACAGCCAAAGGUAGUACUACACAACAAUACUAAAGAAUCUAAGGCAAAUGAUGCAACAGGUAUACAUGGAAUAAAGAAAUCGCCUGUAAAGAGAUUACUUGCAUCUGGAGGUCUUAUAAUGCCUGAGAAUUCAUCAUACUUUGCAGACUUGACAUUUAAUAACUCAAGCCCGGUUAUAAAGAAAGAUAUGUCGAGAUUUCCAAAGAAGAAGUGA